Messenger RNA from Xyrauchen texanus (razorback sucker), 3382 nucleotides. RefSeq names its product monocarboxylate transporter 9-like. Bases 651 to 2174 code for a protein of 507 amino acids. Gene Ontology annotation, molecular function: monocarboxylic acid transmembrane transporter activity. Gene Ontology annotation, biological process: transmembrane transport; monocarboxylic acid transport. The transcript is spliced from 6 exons. The record is from RefSeq and is a predicted model, not a curated record. Lineage: Eukaryota; Metazoa; Chordata; Actinopteri; Cypriniformes; Catostomidae.
UGGCCACCCCCUAGCUCCGCCCCUGGUGCUAGCGUGAUUGAGGCAUUCAGAAAGCGCAUCUCUCUUGUCAUCACGCGCAUCCGGAGGUGAGUCACACGCUUCGCCAGCUCAACCAUUAUACUCACCUUUUAAAAAAAGAACAAAACAACCUGAUAUUGCUUCAUAUUGUUAUUUAUAACUUAUCAAAUCGAUGAUAUGCUGUGAAAUAAACUGGCUGUUUAUUAUUUGGAGGCGGGCUGCAGUUGAGGAUGAGAAACUUCUGCGCACUUCGUUGGGUCCGUUCUGCGCGCGCGAGGGAGAAAGAAGUGACCGCGCUUCAAGCGACUCUUCUGUCUUCACGCCACUGGCACUGCGGGAUGUAAUAUUACCAGGAGGAUUUAUGUAACCACUUAAAAAAAAAAAAUCCAUGGACAAAGUGAAGGCAGUCCGGUCUGCGGACUCCCCUCCUUCGAGGUGUGGUCUAUUUCCAGGAGCGUUCAAAAUAAGGAGGCGCGCGAUGUUAUUGAGCGCGCGAAGGUAUUCGGCAGUGGAGCGCGAAAGACUGGCCUGGUGUACCAGGCACGAGCGGUUCAGCGCAACUCGCUCAGUAAGAACAACAUCCACCUGCAGUCCCUGUGUCUAGUUAAGUCAGCGUAAGAUCAGUGCUGAGAAUGGGUGCUGCAAAGGGUAAUUUAGAUGGUGGAUGGGGAUGGAUGAUUGUGAUGUCCUCCUUCAUGGCCCAGUUCCUGUCUUUUGGAUCACCCCAGUCUGUUGGCGUGUUGUACCCCAAGUGGCUUAGUGCCUUCCAGGAAGGCAAAAGCAUGACGGCCUGGGUCGGAUCGAUGGUGUCUGGGGUGGCACUCAUCACCAGUCCAGUGUGCAGUGCUUGUGUGGAUAAUUUCGGGGCACGGCCGGUAAUGGUAUUUAGUGGUGUCAUGGUGGCCGGUGGUCUAAUGCUGAGUGCUUUUGCCCCAAACAUAUCUUUCCUCAUCUUCUCCUACGGCAUCGUUGUUGGGAUAGGCUGUGGACUUGUCUACGCUGCCACACUGACCAUAACCUGCCACUACUUUGACAAGAGGCGUGGCCUUGCUUUGGGCAUCGUUACCACAGGUACAAGUGUGGGUGGCUUCAUUUACGCCACAGUACAGAAUGAGCUCAUUGAGUUGUUUGGAUUGGAGGGCUGUUUGCUUAUCAUCGGCGCGCUGGCGCUCAACCUGAUGGUGUGUGCAGGUCCAAUGCGACCUUUGAACUUACCUGGUUACUACCUGAAACAGAGAGCAGCUCUACAGCGCCCUGAGGAACCACUUUACACCAAACCUUCUGCCAUUAUCAUCGACUCUGGUGGCCUCAAAACCACGUAUGACUCGUCCAAUAACUCCGCUGCAGUGAAGAUGUUAAUAACCAUGGAAACCAAUGAGAUGCAAGAAAGUGAAUGGGAGAGGAAAGACGGAGUGCUGUCCUGCUCAAUAGUAGCACAAGCAAUUAAGAAGUGGUUGCAUCCUUAUUGUCAGUACAUGUGCAAGACUGCAGAGCUCCUACAGGACCAUGUCUUCAUGGCUUUGUGCAUUGCCAUCUUCCUGUUCAGCUUAGGAGCAUUCCCACCUGUGCUCUUCAUGGAGGAUGUGGCCCAGAGUGAGGGCCUUAUUGAUGGGAUUGCACUCAUACCCCUUGUAUCCAUUGUUGCCAUGACAACAGGCAUUGGUAAGCUGGUGUUGGGCUUGUUGGCUGACAUGCAAUGGGUGAACAGUCUGUACCUGUAUGCCCUGACACUGAUGGGCACAGGUGUGGCUCUGCUGCUCAUCCCUGUGUCUAAGAGCUACCUGGGUCUGCAAGUACUGUCGGCCGUGGUUGGAUUUUUCUCAGGGAACUGGUCACUCACAUCCUACAUCACUACCAAGAUUGUGGGCAUCGAGCGACUCAGUCAGGCUCAUGGCAUUCUCAUGUGCUUUGGAGGGUUUGGAAUCAUGCUCGGGCCACCUGUCGUAGGUUGGCUCUAUGACUGUUCUCAAUCAUACGACCUGGCCUUCUACUUCAGUGGCUCUUGUGUUGUAGUGGCUGGUUUGCUUCUGUUCUUCGUCACAAUGCCUUGCUGGAACAGGACAACUGAGGGGGGAAAUUCAGUCGCAGUGAAGGAAGACAACAGUUCGCAACGACAGUACACUCCUGAUUGUGACAAAGUAGCCUCUGUGGCUUGAACAGCAUUUCACCAGUCUAAACCUGACUUUGUCCACUUACCAUGGCCUUUUCAUUCUUCUAUCUCAUUUUUGAGGUUUUUGUAUCUAUAGUAGAAUUUAUUUGCUAAUAGUAAAUUGAGUAGAUUGUUUCCUUGACACCGAUCCUUUUUUAGCUGGUCUCAUUCACUUUUUGUGUGAACUUGACUCUCUGAAAUGUAUGGCCUCAGUGUGUCCAAUGUGUACAUAAAAUCACCAAAUUUUGAGAAUACAUAUUCAUUUCCAUUAAUAAGAACAUAUUUCUGACUGUAGAGAAUCCUAGAAUGUGCGAAUGCUUUCACUGCACUUGCCAUGGAUAACAUCCAGAUCCAAAGAUUUCUGGGAAUGGUGACAGACUUGAAACAAGGAGGAAAUGCACUUUAAUGCACUUAUGCCUGUGACUGCACAUUUUCCCCCUUUUUGUCACCUCUUUGUCACUUUUUUUUUGUCUCCUUCACUUUGUCGCAUUUUCCCAACCGUCAUACCAAAGUAUCAAGUGAAUGGAUGUUUUUUCCUUGUUUCCUUCUGCAAGCAACAUAUUAAUUAUAUAAAAUUAUAAUUAUAUACAAUUUGAAGGCAAACAUUCUGUAUCUUUCAGCUAAUCAUUGAUUAGCGUACCAAUAAGAAAUACAAGAAUAUGCUGAAGAAAAACAUCAGAUAAAAGAAAAACCGGAGGACAUAGUUGGGUUCUGUGAUUGCAAUGUCCAAUACUGUGUUGGUGUGCUUCUUUGUGUGUGCCUUUUAAUACAAAAUCACAAAAAAAUGUUUUUAACAGGCUGGUACCUGACAACACUAAAUCUUUUAUUAUUGUAUUUUUGAAAUUCCAGUGUUAUGUCUUGUGUCAGUGUAUACCACAGACCUUUCAUUCAGUAUGUAUAAAUAUUAGAAAAGGCCACUAAACAUUUUGGUCCAAAAACUUGAUUCAAGUCUUUAUGAACAUUGGACAGUGAGCAAUACAAUAUUUCAAUGUAAAACUGUCCCAUUAUGUGAUAUACCAUUUUGUCUUAUUAUUAUUAUUAUUAUUAUUAUUAUUACUUUUUAGUAAAGUACUGUUUGUUCAUUUUUAAGUGUCAGUAAAUAGAAUGAUUAUAUGAUAAACAAUUAUUAUGAUUAUUUUGCUGGUGCUGUACUGUGCUGUUAUUACUAGUACUCAAAGCAUUCAACUGAGCAAAUUAGGGCAUAUUUUAAUGACU